AGCUAUCUUUUUCUGGUAGUUUCCCGUUAUUGUGCUUUGUCGAGAAAAUGGAGACCAAAGUAAAGGAGCCGGAAGGACCGUGCAACCACGAGUACAUUCGUCGCUACACACAGGCACUCAACUACCCUCUCGAAAAAACAAGUGACAUGUCGGAGGAAAUGAGAGUUGACUGCCGCGAAAUUGUAGUGAACGCGAUCGAAAAGCACGAGGACAGUUACGAACUUGCUGCCAAGUACGUAAAGGAACAGAUGGACAAGAAGUUCGGACCGUCGUGGCACUGCGUUAUCGGCGAAGGUUUCGGCUUCGAAAUCACGUAUGAGCUGAAGCACCUCAUGUACAUGUUCCACAAGGGAUACGUUGCGAUUGUUGUUUUCAAAGGACUAUAG
This is a messenger RNA of Leptomonas pyrrhocoris, 386 nucleotides long. RefSeq names its product putative dynein light chain. Gene Ontology annotation, cellular component: dynein complex. The record is from RefSeq and is a predicted model, not a curated record. The coding region runs from base 48 to 386 and encodes 112 amino acids. Gene Ontology annotation, biological process: microtubule-based process. Lineage: Eukaryota; Euglenozoa; Kinetoplastea; Trypanosomatida; Trypanosomatidae. Gene Ontology annotation, molecular function: dynein intermediate chain binding; dynein light intermediate chain binding. The transcript has a single exon.